Messenger RNA from Phascolarctos cinereus (koala), 970 nucleotides. It is a transcript of the gene CCDC85B, whose product is annotated as coiled-coil domain containing 85B. The record is from RefSeq and is a predicted model, not a curated record. NCBI's taxonomy places the organism in Eukaryota, Metazoa, Chordata, Mammalia, Diprotodontia, Phascolarctidae. Gene Ontology annotation, cellular component: nucleus. Gene Ontology annotation, biological process: negative regulation of DNA-templated transcription.
CUCUGCGCCCCUGCCCCGCUCGGCCGGCCCGGGGGGCAGCGGGCCGGGGGGGAUGCACCAGCGGGAGCCCGGCCGGGGGCCAUGGAGGGCGGCGAGGCGGCGGGCGGCCCGGGGCGGCCGCUGAGCGACGCGGAGCUGGCGGCGCUGGCCAAGGAGGAGCUGGUGCGGCGGCUGCGGCAGGAGGAGGCGGAGAAGCUGGCGGCGCUGGUGCAGCGCGGCCGCCUCAUGCAGGAGGUCAACCGGCAGCUGCAGAGCCACCUGGGCGAGAUCCGCGAGCUCAAGCAGGUCAACCGGCGGCUGCAGGACGAGAACCGCGAGCUGCGCGACCUCUGCUGCUUCCUGGACCACGAGCGCCAGAAGGGCCGCCGCGUGGCCCGCGAGUGGCAGCUCUUCGGGGCGCACGCGUCCCGGGCCGUCCGCGACGAGCUGGCCGGCUGCUGGCAGAAGCUGGCGCAGCUCGAGGGCCGCCAGGACGAGCUGCUGCGGGAGAACCUGGCGCUCAAGGAGCUCUGCCUGGCGCUGGAGGAGGAGUGGGGCCCGCGGCCGGCGCCCGGGGCCGGGGCAGCCUCUGCCGCAGCCGCCGCGGCGGCAGCAGCAGCAGCAGCAGCAGCAGGAGGAGGAGGUGGAGGAGGAGGAGCUGAGGCCGGGGCCGAGUCUGGAGGAGAUCCAGGAGGCCCCGGCCCCGACGGCCCGGGUGGUCCCGGACCCGAGCUGGGGCUGCCCCCGUGCGGGGCCCGGGACGUGGGAGACGGCAGCUCGAGCACGGGCAGUGUGGGCAGCCCGGACCAGCUGCACCUGGCCUGCUCUCCGGACGACUGAGCGAGCCCCUCAGCCCCUUAUCCUGCCCAGCUGGGAAGCGGCCCCUGGGUGCCAGCCCCUGCUAAGUCCGGGCGGGGCCCCCCCGCGGCCCCAGCUCUGUCCAGCCCGGACGCGCCCUUGCCCUUGGGCAAUAAAACUGCAAGAGAUCCCA